AUGGAGAAGAAACAGAGAUGCAAGCUCUGUUUCAGAAAAUUCGCGAACGGGAGAGCUCUAGGCGGCCACAUGAGAUCUCACGUGAUGAAGUUUUACGCAGAGGAUUCGCUACCGUCUUCGUCUGAGGAGACGGAGUCAUCGAUCUCGGACACGACGCCGGAGGAACACGUGGCGCACUGCCUGAUGAUGAUGUCGAGGGACACGUGGCACAGGAGAUAUGAUAAGGAAGACGAAGAGAAAGUAAUUGUGAAGAAUAAAUAUCGGUGCGAGGAAUGCAAGAAGCUGUUCCGGUCGUAUCAGGCGCUGGGCGGCCACAGAGCCAGCCACAAAAAGAUCAAAGUCGGCGGGAUUAAGAUACACCACUGCCCCUUCUGCCACCGGAUUUUCUCGUCGGGGCAAGCGCUCGGCGGCCACAAGAGAUCGCAUUUCAUCCAGAAUUCGUCUACAAUUUCUCAGGUUUUUAGCAUAGAUCUGAAUCUGCCGGCGCCGGUUGACGAGGAUGAAGGGACACAAAUCGCUAUUUCAAUGUUGAGAAAAAAAAUACACAUUUAUUUGGCUAAUGUUGCUUACACUGUUGAAGUCUCUGAAAAACUGUUGGUUGCAGUAAUCAAUGCUGGGUCUUCAUGA
This is a messenger RNA of Salvia splendens (bonfire salvia), 627 nucleotides long. Its product is annotated as zinc finger protein ZAT9. The record is from RefSeq and is a predicted model, not a curated record. NCBI's taxonomy places the organism in Eukaryota, Viridiplantae, Streptophyta, Magnoliopsida, Lamiales, Lamiaceae. The coding region runs from base 1 to 627 and encodes 208 amino acids. Gene Ontology annotation, biological process: regulation of DNA-templated transcription. The transcript is spliced from 4 exons.